Arvicanthis niloticus (Nile rat) is the source of this 1608-nucleotide messenger RNA. It is a transcript of the gene Tmem44, whose product is annotated as transmembrane protein 44. Lineage: Eukaryota; Metazoa; Chordata; Mammalia; Rodentia; Muridae. The record is from RefSeq and is a predicted model, not a curated record. Gene Ontology annotation, molecular function: basic amino acid transmembrane transporter activity.
GCCGCGCGGUCCGGGAACUUUCCCGGGGGUCGGCGGACGCUCGGCCGGGCCAUGGAGGAGGGGGCUAGCGCCGCGCCCCCGCUCUGGAACUGGGACUACCUGGAGCGCUGCUUCGCCCGCCGCCGCGUCUGCAUCUCCUUCGGCCUGUGGAUCUGCGCCGCCUGCUGCUGGAUCGCUGCCCACACGCUGAUUCUCUACCUGAGAUGCACAAAGAAGUGUGUCAAAGACCAGUCAACACUGUACGCUGCAUUCUGCCUCCUGACGAGUCUGUGUGACACUGUGGGGGCGAUUCUGGCCAGACAGCUCACGAUCCAGGUGUUCACUGGGGCCUACCUAGCAGUUGUAGACUUCAUGAACUUCAUGUUUAUUCUGUUUCCUGUCUGUGGAUCCAAAUCGAAGUCGAAGUCCGGUCAGAGCAGCAGGGAGAGGAGGAGAAGAAGGCAUCUUAGAGUCAGUGUGUUUGCCCUGGUUCUGCCACUGAGCCUGGGUCCAGGCUGGGCAAUCUGGACUACUAUCCCCAAGGCUUCAGCCCCAGUCCGAGGGCCACAACGGAGGCUUCUAGGAAGCCUUCUUCAGGAAAACCCAGAAGUCUUCGGCUACCUGCUGGGUGCCAUCGCUGCCUUUGGCUCCUGGGCAUCCCGGAUCCCUCCAUUCUCCAAUAUCUGUCGGGGGAAGUCACUCUCCUAUAUCCACCUGUGGACGCGGUUCCUGUCAGCUCUGGCUGGUCUCCUCUACGCCUCAGCCAUUGUGGCCCAUGACCGGCAGCCUGAAUACCUCCUUCAGGCCACACCCUGGUUCCUGAUUUCACUGGGCCGAGCAGCACUGGACCUUGCUAUCAUCUUUCUGUCCUGCGUGAUAAAGAGCAGGAUGAGCCGAGCCUUCGGAUUUGCUACUUCGGAAGCCAGAGAGAGUGCUGACACACAAGCCCUUUUGACCUGUGCAGAGAAGGAAGAAGAAAACCAGGAGGCCAGGACUGAGGACAAGAACUCAGAUUGGGUGCCUCUGACCAGCCUGUCACACUGCAAGCCCCUAAGGACAAUGACAGCAAUCAGUCGCUAUAUGGAGCUGACCAUUGAGCCUGCACAGCAAGCAGGCAGUAGCGCCACCAGGCUACCCGGUGACGGACAGAUGAGCACUGGAGAUGCCUCCCUGCAGGAGCCUCCCUCAUACCCUCCCAUUCAGGUCAUCCAGGCCAGAGUGGCUUCCAGCAGCUCCUCCGAGGUCUCUUCCAUCAACUCCGACCUGGAGCAGAAGUAUUGGGAAGCCCUAAACUCGGAGCAGUGGGACCCUGAAGAUGUCAACCUUGAAAGGAAAAAGGACCCAGAACUCCUUAGAUCCCAGGCUCACAGGGCCUCUUUGAGCCCAGUGGACUUGACCUCUGAUGACUAACAUCUUCAGGAGCCAGGUCAUCAGCUCGGGACUCAAAGUCAGGCAUCUGUCAGUAACUAGAUGGGGACCAACCUAUGAUGCCACCCAUGUCAGGGAUGGAAGCUGCUACGGACGCUUCCCAGGGAGUGAGGGGCCCUGAGCUGUCAUUUAGCUUGGUUACUCUACACCACAGCUCAGCAUGGAGCCGUGGACCCUGUGGACAGAUGUGCACAUGCCCCG